AUGGCCUCUACUACGACGCGCUCUUCCAAAAAGCUCAUUCUGGUGAUCGGCGGUACAGGGGCGCAAGGAAUUCCCGUUGUCCAAGCUCUUCUAGCCCCUGCCUCUGAUGGUGCACCAUCGCCUUACGCCGUUCGGGUGUUGACUCGCAACCCCGACAGCUCGCGCGCUCAACAGCUGACUGCGCAAGGCGUAGAAAUAUUCAAAGGCAGCACAGAUGACUUUGAUAGCGUGUACGCCGCGCUGGAUGGCGUGUACGGCGCAUUCGUGAACACUGAUAGCUUCACGAUUGGCGAAGCCAAGGAGAUCUACACCGGGAUGCGUAUUUUCGAGCUGGCGAAGCAGAUUGGAACGCUCAAGCAUUACGUUUGGAGCGGACUUGACUACUCGUUCAAGGUACGAAGUUACGAUCUUAUCUACCGUUGCGAGCACCACGAUGCUAAAGGCCGCGUGGGCGAGUGGAUGCGUGCUCAGCCGUCCGUUGUUAGCGACCGAGCCAUGUCGUGGAGCAUUCUGUCCACGAUGGUCUAUAUGGAGAUGCUUACAAUUAACAAACGCGCAGACGGGACGUACGUAUUUGCUGCGCCGAUCGGCGAUGGACACAUACCUAUGCAUCAGGAAAACGUCACGGACUUGUACAGGUACUUGGGGUACAUCUUUGACAACUGCGAGAAGACAUCUGCACAGGAACUCGAGAUCGCGAGUGACUGGGUCGAUUGGAAUCACCUUGUCUCGACUUUCAUCAAGGUCACGGGGAAGCCCGCCGUAUACGUACCGGUUUCCCUCGACGAAUGGUUCAACUUUUGGGAUGAGGACGACAUUAACAGACCUAUCGCGACCGAACGUUUCAGCGCCCCUCCCGAUGGCUCAACUACGUGGAGGCAGAACUUCACGUGUUGGUGGUCGCAAUACAGGGAUGACAUCAUCAAAAGGGACUUCAAGUGGCUCAGGCGCGUUAACCCAGAUGGACAUAACCUGGAGAGCUGGAUGAGGGCAACAGGUUACACGGGGGAAUACAGCGCCGCGUUGCUGAAGAAUGCCGAGGACGGCAAGUCACCUCGGCGCAACUUGGAGCGCGUUUCUCGGAUGUAA
Molecule: messenger RNA, 1089 nt
Organism: Dichomitus squalens LYAD-421 SS1
Lineage: Eukaryota; Fungi; Basidiomycota; Agaricomycetes; Polyporales; Polyporaceae
Product: NAD(P)-binding protein
Exons: 5
Coding region: 1-1089 (362 amino acids)
Source: RefSeq, a predicted model, not a curated record